This is a messenger RNA of Candida dubliniensis CD36, 909 nucleotides long. Its product is annotated as exosome non-catalytic core subunit. The record is from RefSeq and is a predicted model, not a curated record. The coding region runs from base 1 to 909 and encodes 302 amino acids. The transcript has a single exon. Lineage: Eukaryota; Fungi; Ascomycota; Pichiomycetes; Serinales; Debaryomycetaceae. Gene Ontology annotation, molecular function: RNA binding. Gene Ontology annotation, cellular component: nuclear exosome (RNase complex); cytoplasmic exosome (RNase complex). Gene Ontology annotation, biological process: nuclear polyadenylation-dependent rRNA catabolic process; U4 snRNA 3'-end processing; CUT catabolic process.
AUGGAUAUAUCUGAAGUAAUAAGCAUAACUAGACCAUCUGCAUUCAAUAAUAUAGACAAUGUCAACAAUAAUGAUGACAAUUUAGAUAUUGAAAUGUCUGAUGAACAAGGUCACACACAAUCAGCAACUACCGCAACUGCAGGAAAUUCGAUUGUUACACCAGGUGAACUAAUAACAGAAGAUCCAACUUGGAUGAAAGGUCACGGAACAUAUUUUUUAAAUGAUAAAACAUAUUCAUCAGUUGCAGGAAGUAUAUCACGAGUAAAUAGAUUAUUAAGUGUGAUUCCAUUACGUGGGAGAUAUAGUCCAGAAACUGGUGAUCAUGUCAUUGGACGUAUCACUGACGUUGGUAAUAAAAGAUGGAAAGUUGAUAUUGGAGCUAAACAAGAUGCUAUAUUAAUGUUGGGAUCAGUUAAUUUGCCUGGUGGAGUAUUACGUAGAAAAUCUGAAUCUGAUGAAUUACAAAUGAGAAAUUUUUUAAAAGAAGGAGAUUUAUUAAAUUGUGAAGUCCAAACUAUUUUUAAUAAUGGAAUUGCAUCAUUACAUACUAGAUCUUUAAAAUAUGGAAAAUUAAGAAAUGGGAUUUUUAUAAAAAUUCCUAGUCCAUUAAUUGUUAAAACUAAAAAUCAUGCAUUUGAUUUACCUGGUAAUGUUUCUAUAGUCUUAGGAACAAAUGGAUAUAUUUGGUUAUAUAAAACCCCCAAAAUCAAUAAAUCUUUAGAAAAUAAUACCCCGGGGAUAACAAGACUUGAAGAAGAAAGUUCAUGGGAGAUUUAUAGCGAUAAAAAUGAAUUUAUUGAUGUUCAAACAAGAAAUAAUAUUGCCAAAUAUUAUAAUAUUAUUAAAUCAUUAGCUGAAAAAGAACAAAAAAUUAACAAUGAUGUUCUUGUCGAAGCCUUUGAUUAUUAA